Messenger RNA from Emiliania huxleyi CCMP1516, 816 nucleotides. RefSeq lists its product as hypothetical. Gene Ontology annotation, biological process: transmembrane transport; monoatomic cation transport. The record is from RefSeq and is a predicted model, not a curated record. Gene Ontology annotation, cellular component: membrane. Lineage: Eukaryota; Haptophyta; Isochrysidales; Noelaerhabdaceae. Bases 1 to 816 code for a protein of 271 amino acids. Gene Ontology annotation, molecular function: monoatomic cation transmembrane transporter activity. The transcript is spliced from 5 exons.
AUGCACUCGCUCUUCUCAGCCUCUGGCGCACGCAAGUCGAAGCACACGCUGCCGAACGAGCGCGAAGGCUUCGCGCUGGCCGUCGGCGCCUCGAUGCAGUGGUCCAAGCCGCACGGUCAGGGCUCUCUAGCCUGGCACCCUGGAACCUUGUUGUGGGGCACUAUCGACGCGGCGUCGGCCACCAUGAUGCUUAUCACGGCCCUGAUGGUCAAGCCCUCCAUGACGCUGCUCAGGACGCAUCAGAAAGCGAAACAUGCUCCGGCCAUCGUAUGCGCGCAGACGCUGGCGCGCUACUGGGCGUCGGCAUCGUCGGGCGCGCUGAUCGCCGACGGCUGGCAUUCGCUGAGCGACCUCUUCAGCGACGCGCUGUGCUGGGCCUCGGUGCAGCUGGGGGCGCACGGCUACGAGCGGCUCGAGCACGUGUGCACCCUCGGCAUCGCGGCCAUCCUGCUCGCGACGGGCGUCGCGAUGACGGAGCUGCUCUUCAGCAUCUCGCACGCGGUCGGCGUGCGCUGCCGCUCGCCCUCGCUCAUCGCCAACGCCUUCCACCACCGCUCCGACGCGCUCUCGUCGGUCGUCGCCGUCUUCGGCAUCUUCGGGGUCAUGUGCGGCUGCCGCUGGAUCGACUCGCUCGCGGCGACGGCCGUCGGGCUGAUGGUCGCGCGCAUGGGGAGCGAGGUGGCGAUGGAGAGCCUCGCCGCCAUCGGCGAGGCGUCGCAGGACAUCGCCGCGAAGUCGACCGGGGCGAUCCCCCGCCCUCGCAUGAUCCCCCACAUCGUGCUGAGACCCUCGGGUUCGCGUUUGCGUUUCUGUUGA